GGCUGCAGGGAUUCUCCGGGACUCGCGCCGGGGACCGUGCUCGGGAAUCCUGCGGGGGUGGGAAGGGGGCUCGGGCUCGGCGCCUCCGCCGCAGGGGGGCGCUGCCCGGCUCCCCGGCGCUGGCGCUGCGGGCCGCCCCCGCGGCUGGGCGUGCCGCCUGCAAGAUGUCGGUGCGCCGCGGCCGGCGGCCGGCGCGGCCCGGGACCCGCCUCUCCUGGCUGCUGUGCUGCAGCGCCCUGCUGUCCCCGGCCGCGGGCUACGUGAUCGUGAGCUCCGUGUCCUGGGCCGUCACCAACGAGGUGGACGAGGAGCUGGACAGCGCCUCCACCGAGGAGGCUAUGCCCGCGCUGCUGGAGGACUCGGGCAGCAUCUGGCAGCAGAGCUUCCCCGCCUCGGCUCACAAGGAGGACGCGCACCUGCGGCCCCCGGCGGGCGCCGCGCGCUCCAGGCCGCCCCCUGCGCCGCCCGGGAUGUUCUCCUACCGGCGUGAGGGCAGCCAGGCGGCCGGUGCCCCCCCGGCCCCGAGGCUGCGAGCCGCCACCGUCCGCUCCCUGGCCCACGCCAGCGCCUGGGGCUGCCUGGCCACCGUGUCCGCCCACGAGAAGAUCCAAGGACUGCCAUUUGGGAACUGCCUGCCCAUCAGUGAUGGCCCCAUCAACAAUAGCACUGGGAUUCCUUUCUUCUACAUGACAGCCAAGGACCCCGUGGUGGCCGAUCUGUUGAAGAACCCCAUGGCCUCGCUGACGCUACCGGAAUCAGAAGGAGAGUUCUGCAGAAAAAACAUCGUUGACCCGGAGGAUCCCCGAUGUGUCCGGUUAACACUCACCGGCCAGAUGAUUGCAGUGUCUCCAGAAGAAGUAGAAUUUGCCAAGCAAGCCAUGUUUUCAAGGCACCCAGGGCUGAGGAAGUGGCCUCGUCAGUAUGAAUGGUUCUUUAUGAAGAUGAAGGUAGAACAUAUCUGGCUUCAGAAAUGGUAUGGAGGCGUAUCCGAUAUUUCAAGGGAGGAAUAUUUCAAAGCAGUUCCCAGAAAGGCCUGAUGGAGUAAGAAGAAAGUCCUUAGUGUUUGCACUUAAAUGAAAACCUUUUCAGUGAUGAAGCCAGACAGCUAUUGACCACUGUCUCUUUGUUGAAGGGUUCACAGCAGCCCUGCCAUCCCUACAGUAGAAUGAGAGAGGGGGAACAGGGAACUCUAUGCUAGAUGUGAGAUUAAAGUAGUCAUUUGCAGAUCUCCAACUCACACGGAUACUUCGCAUAGAUAGUCUUUAUUCAGUUGUAUUCAAUCCAAACUCACCUAUUCAGAAAUCGUAUAACAGUGGUGGUGAAAAUGACAUGUUGAGAUCGUUGCUGUUUCCUUCUUUAAGAAAAAAAAAAAUGCCUGUACGUACAAUGUGAUUGCUGUGUAUUGUGAGAGUACUUUUGUUGCUUGCGGUGCCAAACGCGAUCUUGGUUCUCAGCUCACUGCAACCACAAAGGAGGUGACUGGGCAUCACACAGCCACAACAUCAUAUUAGGGCGAGGGUGGAAGACUGUAUGUCUAUGGAUUACUCCUCCUGCUGGUGGAUUGCAAAUGCAUUAUUAAGUCAUACUGGCUAGAAUAUACUGGUCACUUAUGCAGCUUUUUCCCCACCAUAACGUGAAACAGUUAAGAACAUAGGAUGCUUUGUGCACAGCCCUUCUCUAUGUAACCAGCCAUGGCAGUGCAUUAAAGAGGAACAAGUAGCUUCGACAUUAAGUUUCCCAAAAGGUUGAGCUGCCCACACUUCUGGCAAGGGUUCCCCUCUCUCCUGCGUGAACGGGGCAUCCAGAAUAAGAAGUGCCCCGUUCUGUGGUGGAGAAAGAAGAAAGGGGAGAGGGUGAAGCUGGGAAAGUAAAGGCAGCACAUUAGAGAAGGAAGAAAGGAAGCCGGUAACUGAGGGCCUGCUGCCUGCCCAGCCCUGGGCCAGACCCUCAAUGGAAGCCAUCGCAUUUAAGCCCUGCAACCAAUGAGAUGCACAUUAUCAUUGCCUCUUACAGACAAGAAAACCAGACUCAGAGAGGUUGAGUCCACAUCCCAGACAGCGCACUGCAAACACGGGUGGAGUGGUUCCUAGAAGACAUCGGUUUUAAGAAGGAAAGUUAUUGAAAUGCAUGGAUAGAAACUGAAUUAGGAAAAUCAGCAAAGUGAUUGUAAAAGAGAAGGACUAGCCUGCCUAGAGAUGAUGUUUCUUGCUUUUGGAAAAAAAAUCUCUGAAAUUUGAUUCUUACUACAGAUUUAAAACUUUCUACAUAUUACAUGUAGGUGCUUCUAGUGUUUUCAAGAAAUUAGACUGUACCUGUGUAUACUUCUAAGGCCCACAUGGACCUAUGUAUAUAUAUCUAAGACCUCUGAUCAUUAAAACCUAUAAAGGAUUGAGCUGUCCCAAGUAUCCUGUCUUUCUGUAAUGGCUAUAAACUUUAUUUGGUAGGUUAGGGAGGUUGUGUAACAUAAAAACACAUCACUAUAUAUAUAUAUAUAUCUUUAUUUAUGUAAAUAAAAGUGUUAUUAAUGAUUAUAUACUUUUGCUUAACAAAAUAACACAUGAUGAGAGUUUGAGUUGUCAACAUAUAUUUUAAGUAUCUAUUGCUAAAAACAUAGUAAGCUGCAGAGAUUUCUUUGUCAUAAGCCAAUCGUCAAAAGAGUUCCUAACAAUGGUGAUGUCUAAUAUAUAAGAAUAAGGUACCUCUGAGGGAACUUCAUAUUUUCAGAGUUUAAAAUUAUUGCUACUCUCAAUUUAGAAAAAAGGGAGAAAGCUAGAAGAACAAAUGACAUGCUCAAAUGUAUUGCAUAAGUCAACCUCAAACCUUAAUACUUGGAGCUUUGCUACCUCCUGAUCCUGUCUUACAGAUAAGGUCCCUAUGCUAGGUUUAUUUUAUUGUCAGGUUCCAUUUAGCUCAUUAAAGGUCACUGCUGCUUCAAAGGGCUUUGCAGAGUGGAUGCCAUUUAUAACCACUGACGGAAUGUUUUCAGCUAUUUAUCCAAAUUACAGGAAAUGAAAGCUGAAAAGGUUGGAUAAGAACUGUGUUGAAAAUUCAUAGUUUUAAGUUUGAUGGAUUCCAUUCAGGCAAGUGUGUUUCAGCAAAUCUCUAGAAAUUUACGCUGAUUAAAAUUUUAGCGGCUGUAUUGGAAGUUCCAGACAUGGCGAUAAGGCAAGAAAAAGAGAUUAAAUGCAUACAGAUCAGAAAGAGAAAAACAAUGUAUCCCUAUUUAGAGAAGACAGGAUGGCCUACAUAGAAAAUUCCAAGUAAACUAUUUUUUAAAAAAGAAACUCUAGAACUAGUAAGUGAAUGCAGCAAGGUCUCAGGACACAAGACCAGCACACGAAAGUCAAUUGCAUUUCUCUACGCUAACGAUGAACAUGUGUGUGGGGGAGGGGGGCCCACUGAAAACACAAUACCAUUUGCAAUCACUCCAAAGUGAAAUAUUUAUGUAUAAACAAAACUUACCCAGGACCUGUGUAGUGAAAAUUUUUUAAUGCUAAGAAAAGAAAUUAAUGAUCUAAACAAAGAAAAAGAGAUACCAUUCUUGGAUUGGAAGAUACAAAACAAUAAAGAGAUCGGUUCUCCCCAUCUUUAUCUCUAGGUUUAAUGCCAUUCCUAUCAGAAUCCCAGUGAGGAUUUUGUAGACCUAUACAAGCUUAUUUUAAAAGUUAUUUGAAAAGGUACAGGCAUUGAAAUAGCUAAAACAAUCUUGUAAAAGCAGAAUAAGGUUGGAGAAAUCAUUCUAUUUAAUACAAAGGGUUAUUAUGUAGCUACAGUACUCAAGAAAGUGGCAUUUGGUGGCCUAGAAACACACACUUGAUGGAACAGAAUAGGGAAUCUAGAAGGCCCACACAAAUAAGCUCAAUUGAUUUUUUUUUUAACAAAAGUACAAAACGAAUUCAACAGAGGAUAGUCUUUUCAAUAAACUGGAGCAAGUGGACAUCCAUAGGCAAAAUGAACGUUGGACUACACAUACUUUAUACAAAAAUUAACUCAAAAGAGAUCAUAUCUGUACACAUAAAAUGUAAAACUAUAAAACUAUAGAAUAUAGAAAAUCUUUGGGAACAAGGGCUAAGCAAAGAGUUUUUAGACUUAAUACCAAAAGCACAAUUCAUAAAAGAAAAUGUGAUAAAUUAAACUUCAUCAGAAUUUAAAACAUUUGCUCUGCAAAAGACCAUGUUAAAAAGGCUGAGAAGACAAGCUACAUACUGAGAGAAAAUAUUUCCAAAUCACACAUCCAACAAAAGAUUAGUAUCUAGAAUAUGUAAAGAACUGUCAAAACUGAACAGUUAAAAAAUUUUUAAUUAGAAAAUGGAGCACAUAAACAGACAUUUCACUGCAGAGAAUAUACUAAUGGCAAAUAGUAUAUGAAAAGACAUUCAACAGCACUAGUCACUAGGGAACUGCAAACUAAUACUACCAUGAGCUAUCACUGCAUACCUACCAAAAUGGCUAAAAUUUAAAAAUGAUGAUAACACCAAAUGCUGACACGGAUGCAGAUAAACUGGGACAGGCAUAUACUAGUGGUGAGAAUGUAAAAUGGAACAGCCAUUCCGGAAAACCAUUUGGCAGUUUCUUAUAAAACUAAACAUAUAACUGCCAUACUGACCCUCAAGCUGCUGCCCAGAAUUUAUCCCAGAGAAAUGAAAAGAGGUUUGCACAAACGCUUCUGCAAGAACAUCCAUAUCAGCUUUAUUGAUAACGUUCAAAAAGUGGGAGCAAUCAAAUGGCCUUUAACAGGUGGCUGGUGAAGCAGUGGGUGGUGCCCUCAUGCCUGGAAUACUACUCAGCAAUCAAAAAAAGAACUAAUUACUGACACGGACAACUGCUGGGACGCAUUCCAGAGAAUUAUUCUGAGAGAGUGAAGCCAAUCAUAGAAGUUUACACACUGUAUGGUUCCAUUUACAUAACAUUUCGAAAUGUAAAAUUAUAGGAAUGGAGACUAGAUAAGGGGUUGCCAGGGAGGAGUGCGGAGAACAAGAGAGUUGGGUGUAACUGUAAAAAGAUGACACAAGAGAUCCUCAUGGUGAUGGACAUGUUCAGUAUCUUGACCAAAUCAAUGUGAAAAUCCUGGUUGGAAUAUUGUAGUAGAGUUUAGCAAGAUGUGCCAUUGGGGAAAACUAGGUGUAAAGAGCAUAGGAUCUCUGUAGUAUUUCUUAACGACUGCAUGUGAAUCUACAAUUAUCUACAACUAUCUCAGAAUCUACAAUUAUCUCUGAGUAAAAAGCUUAACAUAAACAAGAUUUAAGGAUUAGCUUAAUAAAGCAUUUAUGCUCUCUCUCUUAUUAGUCCCUAAUAAAUGAGGAACUGAGCUAUAGGCUAAAAUCUAGUACAAAGAGAUAGUAUUUCAUGUGUUAACCCUUAAUAUAUGCAUUUGCUGAAGAGAUGUAAAAUUCUUUAAAAUUUUUCUAAAUAUGUUCAGUUUAAUGUUAAAUACAAAUUAAUAAGAAUUCAGCAAAUCUGCUGUAUAGACUUUAAGUGGGUCACUCAGGAGGAGAGGACAUCUUCAAAUUUCUGAUAUAAAUAUGUUGAGUAAGCUAUAGGUAUAUAGGCAUCCAAGUCUAUGUAUAAUGAUUCUCCACUGAUUUUAUAGAGAAGAACUAUAUUUCCAGUAAUCUUCCUCUAAAUAUUGUGGAAAACAAUUCUGUUUUAGUGAAUAAGCUAAUUAAAGCCUAUUCAGACCACCAUGUUUUUAUUUAUAGUGACUGUACAUAUCCAUGAUAUUGACAUAGAGUAUAAUUCUGAUUUUACUUGUUUCAAUAUGCCUUGUAUUUAUUGGCUGUUUAUUAAAAUAGUCGCUUUUUGGUUGAAAAGUAUUUAUGCUGGGUGAGGUGGCUCAUGCCUGUAAUCCCAACAUUUUGGGAGACAAAGGCAGGAGGAUGACUUGAGGUCAGGAGUUCAAGACCAGCCUGGGCAACAUAAUGAGACCCCAUAUCUACAAAGAAUGUU
Saimiri boliviensis boliviensis (Bolivian squirrel monkey) is the source of this 5946-nucleotide messenger RNA. It is a transcript of the gene CREG2, whose product is annotated as cellular repressor of E1A stimulated genes 2. The record is from RefSeq and is a predicted model, not a curated record. NCBI's taxonomy places the organism in Eukaryota, Metazoa, Chordata, Mammalia, Primates, Cebidae.